Molecule: messenger RNA, 1926 nt
Organism: Volvox carteri f. nagariensis
Lineage: Eukaryota; Viridiplantae; Chlorophyta; Chlorophyceae; Chlamydomonadales; Volvocaceae
Exons: 6
Coding region: 1-1926 (641 amino acids)
Molecular function (GO): metallopeptidase activity
Source: RefSeq, a predicted model, not a curated record
AUGACAGCGAGGGCAGCUGCCCUCCUACUUUGGGGGCCCUCGCUAGUCGCUCUCACCUUGCUAGCGCGACUCCAUGCUUCAAAUGCUGAAGAAGCCAUUCAAAUCAAGGAGGCUGGGUUGAUGACGGGCACCCUCACUAUGCUGGAUUUGCACGGAGAUGAAGAAGCAGGCGAGCCGCCGCUCUACUACCUUUACCACCAGACGGCCGAAGGCAGAUACACAAUCUACCGAACAAUUUUCUGCGCCAACGUGUCCAUGGAUAACAUCUUGAUGGGCGUUCAGUGGACUGUUGCGUACGACAACAUCACGGACGGCGUCAUGUACUCUUGCACAGCUCCUAUCAAUUCCUCGACACUCGAACCCUCAACGGAACUGGAAAGUCGGCACAGGCGCGUGCUGCUGGGCGAGUCCAUCACCACUCCCCGGGCACCCCGCAUUUUGGUGUACGUCACCACCUUCUGCGGCUACGCGGGGGGUCCCUCCACUAUGCCUGAGAAUGUAACCAACCUGUUUGUGGGCACCGGACCCCGGAAUCGCUCUCUGACAGCUUACUUCAGAACCUGCAGCUACGGCCAGAUUAGCCUGCUGCCAGAAAACAUCAAGGUGCUAGGGCCGGUGCAAGUGCCUUGCCAGGGCACCCUGAAGCCACCGGUUCCUUUCGCCAGCGGCGGCAACUUCACCACCCGAGCUUGCAACGAGUUAGACAACGUGUACAAAUGGCAUCACUGGCUUGAUGCCUGGGCGGCUGAAAACCACAAUGUCAAUGCGGAGGACUACCAUCACAGAAUUAUGCUCCUGCCCAAGAGCUUUUCGAUGAAGGUGCCGGGUCUUGCCACACUCGGUCGGUAUCUUAACGCGUCAACUGCCAUCAACAAGUGGGGCAGCGCAUUGGUCUGGUGGAAUGGGGACUAUGCUACUGAUCUGGAGCUGCUGCUGCAUGAGAUCGGUCACAACUACGGCAUGAUGCACGCCAAUAUCCCGGGUGGCUGCGAGCUAAGGGACCAAUGUGACCACACGUGCACCAUGGGGGCCGUUGGCGGCCAGGGCAUUCGCUGCCUGAAUGCGCCACAUAACUGGCAGGUUGGCUGGGGCAGGCCCUUCCUACGGCUCGGCGAUUCGGAGCUGUCUGUUGGCAGAGCUGUUGCCACCCGCAUCCCGCCCCAGCUGAAUACAACAGACAGCUCCGUCAUGGUUACGGGAAGUGGCAUGCCCCCCAACAUGAAGAUCUUCAUCUCAGCGCGUCUCAACGUCUACCCCUACGACUUGCCCUGGAAGUUCUGGGAAGACAGCAGGCGCUUGCUCCUCAUCCACACAUACGAUGGCACGGACAAGACGCCUAGCGCGCCAACGGUCUUGGCAGCCGAGAUAGGAGUCGGGGAAACUUGGCGUGACCCCGCCAGCCGCCUUGUGGUGCGGUUUGAUUCCUGGAGCGAUCUUACGGGUGCUGCGGUGCGAAUCUGUCGCCGUGUUUUCGAAACCGAGGUUAACUGCCGCAACGGUCUGGAUGACGACUGCGAUUUCUUGCUGGACGAUGAGGACCCAGAUUGCGACGUCAGCUACGCCAGCAUGAGGGACCCCAGCAUGCGGGCUCCGCCGAUGCUGUCACCGCGGCCAAGGCAGUCGUCACCGAAGCCAUCACCGCUGCCGCCAACACCGAACCCGCCCCCCCCACCGCUUCCAUCUAAACCGCCACCGCCUGCGCCCCGACGCGCCAUCAGCCCUAGGACAGCGCCACCGCCGCGAUCACCUCCUGUGGCUUCGGGCACACCGCCGGCCAGCUCACCUUCACCUAGGCCCACGCCUGCUGUCCCCACAGCCACAAUUUCUUCACGUCCAAACAACCAUGAGCCGCUUGCGCCCUCCCCGCCACCCCCACCGCCGCCACCCCCACCGCCGCCGCCGCCACCGCUUGGCACAUACCCUUAA